AGCACAAGACAAGAAACGAACACAAUGGUUCUUACAAAAACUAUUAUAGGGAUCCUCUUCAGUUUCUCACUGAAUUUAUUGCUCUGUGAAGCUACAAGUGUGAUAAUCUUGGAUCAACAAGAAGAACCAUGUAAUAAUCUUCAGGGCAGAACUAAAUAUGCUGCUCGAAGCUGCAAGGAACUGCAUGAAAAGUAUCAGGUUUAUGAUGAUGGGCUAUACUAUCUGAACUCAUCAAGAGGAGUCCUUUAUCAGACGUUCUGUGAUAUGACCACUGCGGGCGGUGGCUGGACGCUGGUGGCCAGUGUUCAUGAAAACUACAUGAGUGGAAAGUGUACUGUUGGUGAUCGCUGGACUAGUCAGCAGGGCAGUGACCCAAACCGGCCUGAUGGUGAUGGGACAUGGGCAAACACAGUCACAUUCGGAACAGCUGAAGCCUCUACAAGUGAUGACUAUAAGAAUCCUGGAUACUAUGACAUCACAGCAAAAGAUAUGUCUGUGUGGCAUGUUCCUAAUAACGCUGAUUUGGAGCAGUGGUUACCUACCUCCCUCCUGCGAUACCACACUGAAAAUCACUUCUUAAACCUCUACGGAGGAAAUCUUUUCAAUUUAUACAAGAAAUUCCCUGUGAGGUUUGGAAUAGGGGCAUGCCUCACUGAUAAUGGACCUGCAAUUCCAAUAGUGUAUGAUACUGGAAGUGUGGAUUUAAACAGAAAUCUGUAUGGUCCCAAUUCAAGAACAAUGUUUACACCCGGAUUCAUCACAUUCAGAGUUUUUAACACGGAAAGAGCAGCUUUGGCUCUUUGUUCGGGUGUUAAACCAACAGGCUGUAACACUGAACAUUUCUGUAUUGGUGGAGGUGGACACUUUCCUGAGGGCGCCCCUAGACAGUGUGGGGACUUCGCGGGCUUCGACUGGGAUGGCUAUGGUACUAAUGCAGGAUGGAGUGCUUCCAAAGAGAUAACCGAAGCAGCUGUGCUGCUCUUUUAUCGCUGACACCCUGAUCAGUCUAAAAUCGCCAGCUUCCUUCCCUUCUUUCCAAGAUAUUCCACGUUGAUUAACACUUGUUUCAUGCACAUUUAUUUGCUCAAAUGUAUCUCUUUACAAAAUAUAUACAUCCUUUAUAUUGGAUCUGUAAUCUACAAAUGAUUUUGUAUAUGGUGAUUGUGACCGAAAAGAACAACCUAUCAGAUUAGUCAUUUAUUAAACUUCUGUUAGAUCAUAUAUAACCCAUCCUCUUAAUGUUCAUUGGUUUAUUUUAAAGCUAAAAAAGUGGAUAUAGAUACAUCAUAUUCAAAUAAAUAAUAAUAAACAAAUGUUUGCAUGUCA
Messenger RNA from Carassius auratus (goldfish), 1326 nucleotides. RefSeq names its product intelectin-like. NCBI's taxonomy places the organism in Eukaryota, Metazoa, Chordata, Actinopteri, Cypriniformes, Cyprinidae. The transcript has 8 exons. Bases 25 to 993 code for a protein of 322 amino acids. Gene Ontology annotation, molecular function: oligosaccharide binding. The record is from RefSeq and is a predicted model, not a curated record.